AUGGCUGCUGUGAGCGGAGUCAGCAUGAUGCAGCCUGCCCUGACCCUCAGCAACAUCUCGGUGGCCCCCAGUCCCGGCCCUGACACUCGGGGCUGUGAGAACGGGGCCCUCAUGGACUCUUUUGGGAUCUUCCUGCAGGGUCUGCUGGCCAUGAUGGCCUUCAGCAUCCUCAUGUUGAAACGUUUUCGGGAACCCAAACACGAAAGACGACCCUGGAAAAUUUGGAGCGUUUGUGUCCCUCUGGUGGAGCCUCUGGUGGAGCCUCUGGUGGAUCCUCUGGUGGAGCCUCUGGUGGAGCCUCUGGUGGAGCCUCUGGUGGAGCCUCUGGUGGAGCCUCUGGUGGAGCCUCUGGUGGAGCCUCUGGUGGAUCCUCUGGUGGAGCCUCUGGUGGAGCCUCUGGUGGAGCCUCUGGUGGAGCCUCUGGUGGAGCCUCUGGUGGUGCCUCUGGUGGUGCCUCUGGUGGAGCCUCUGGUGGAGCCUCUGGUGGAGCCUCUGGUGGAGCCUCUAGUGGAGCCUCUGGUGGAGCCUCUGGUGGAUCCUCUGGUGGAUCCUCUGGUGGAGCCUCUGGUGGAGCCUCUGGUGGAGCCUCUGGUGGAGCCUCUGGUGGAGCCUCUGGUGGAGCCUCUGGUGGAGCCUCUGCCUCUAGUGGAGCCUCUGGUGGAGCCUCUGGUGGAGCCUCUGGUGGAGCCUCUGGUGGAUCCUCUGGUGGAGCCUCUGGUGGAUCCUCUGGUGGAGCCUCUGGUGGAGCCUCUGGUGGAGCCUCUAGUGGAGCCUCUGGUGGAGCCUCUGGUGGAGCCUCUGGUGGAUCCUCUGGUGGUGCCUCUGGUGGAUCCUCUGGUGGAUCCUCUGGUGGAUCCUCUGGUGGAGCCUCUGGUGGAGCCUCUGGUGGAGCCUCUGGUGGAGCCUCUGGUGGAUCCUCUGGUGGAUCCUCUGGUGGAUCCUCUGGUGGAGCCUCUGGUGGAGCCUCUAGUGGAUCCUCUGGUGGAGCCUCUGGUGGAGCCUCUGGUGGAUCCUCUGGUGGAGCCUCUGGUGGAGCCUCUAGUGGAGCCUCUGGUGGAGCCUCUGGUGGAGCCUCUGGUGGAUCCUCUGGUGGUGCCUCUGGUGGAUCCUCUGGUGGAUCCUCUGGUGGAUCCUCUGGUGGAGCCUCUGGUGGAGCCUCUGGUGGAGCCUCUGGUGGAUCCUCUGGUGGAGCCUCUGGUGGAGCCUCUGGUGGAGCCUCUGGUGGAUCCUCUGGUGGAUCCUCUGGUGGAGCCUCUGGUGGUGCCUCUGGUGGAGCCUCUGGUGGAGCCUCUGGUGGAUCCUCUGGUGGAGCCUCUGGUGGAUCCUCUGGUGGUGCCUCUGGUGGAUCCUCUGGUGGAGCCUCUGGUGGAGCCUCUGGUGGAGCCUCUGGUGGAGCCUCUGGUGGAGCCUCUGGUGGAGCAUGGUGGAGCCUCUGGUGGAGCCUCUGGUGGUGCCUCUGGUGGAGCCUCUGGUGGUGCCUCUGGUGGAGCCUCUGGUGGAGCCUCUGGUGGUGCCUCUGGUGGAUCCUCUGGUGGAUCCUCUGGUGGAGCCUCUGGUGGAGCCUCUGGUGGAGCAUGGUGGAGCCUCUGGUGGAGCCUCUGGUGGUGCCUCUGGUGGAUCCUCUGGUGGAGCCUCUGGUGGAGCCUCUGGUGGUGCCUCUGGUGGUGCCUCUGGUGGAUCGUCUGGUGGAGCCUCUGGUGGAGCCUCUGGUGGAGCCUCUGGUGGAGCCUCUGGUGGAUCCUCUGGUGGAUCCUCUGGUGGAGCCUCUGGUGGAGCCUCUGGUGGAGCCUCUGGUGGAGCCUCUGGUGGAGCCUCUGGUGGAGCAUGGUGGAGCCUCUGGUGGAGCCUCUGGUGGUGCCUCUGGUGGAUCCUCUGGUGGAGCCUCUGGUGGUGCCUCUGGUGGAUCCUCUGGUGGAUCCUCUGGUGGAGCCUCUGGUGGAGCCUCUGGUGGAGCCUCUGGUGGAUCCUCUGGUGGAGCCUCUGGUGGAGCCUCUGGUGGAGCCUCUGGUGGAUCCUCUGGUGGAGCCUCUGGUGGAUCCUCUGGUGGAGCCUCUGGUGGAGCCUCUGGUGGAGCCUCUGGUGGAGCCUCUGGUGGAUCCUCUGGUGGAGCCUCUGGUGGAGCCUCUGGUGGAGCCUCUGGUGGAGCCUCUGGUGGAUCCUCUGGUGGAUCCUCUGGUGGAGCCUCUGGUGGAGCCUCUGGUGGAUCCUCUGGUGGAGCCUCUGGUGGAGCCUCUGGUGGAGCCUCUGGUGGAGCCUCUGGUGGUGCCUCUGGUGGAGCCUCUGCCUCUGGUGGAGCCUCUGGUGGAGCCUCUGGUGGAGCCUCUGGUGGAUCCUCUGGUGGAGCCUCUGGUGGAGCCUCUGGUGGAGCCUCUGGUGGAGCCUCUGGUGGAUCCUCUGGUGGAUCCUCUGGUGGAGCCUCUGGUGGAUCCUCUGGUGGAGCCUCUGGUGGAGCCUCUGGUGGAGCCUCUGGUGGAGCCUCUGGUGGAGCCUCUGGUGGAUCCUCUGGUGGAGCCUCUGGUGGAUCCUCUGGUGGUGCCUCUGGUGGAUCCUCUGGUGGAGCCUCUGGUGGAGCCUCUGGUGGAGCCUCUGGUGGAGCCUCUGGUGGAGCCUCCGGUGGUGCCUCUGGUGGAGCCUCUGGUGGAGCCUCUGGUGGAGCCUCUGGUGGAGCCUCUGGUGGAGCCUCUGGUGGAUCCUCUGGUGGAGCCUCUGCUGGAGCCUCUGGUGGAGCCUCUGGUGGAGCCUCUGGUGGAGCCUCUGGUGGUGCCUCUGGUGGUGCCUCUGGUGGAGCCUCUGGUGGAGCCUCUGGUGGAGCAUGGUGGAGCCUCUGGUGGAGCCUCUGGUGGUGCCUCUGGUGGAGCCUCUGGUGGAGCCUCUGGUGGAUCCUCUGGUGGAGCCUCUGGUGGAUCCUCUGGUGGUGCCUCUGGUGGAUCCUCUGGUGGAGCCUCUGGUGGAGCCUCUGGUGGAGCCUCUGGUGGAGCCUCUGGUGGAGCCUCUGGUGGAGCCUCUGGUGGAGCCUCUGGUGGAGCAUGGUGGAGCCUCUGGUGGAGCCUCUGGUGGUGCCUCUGGUGGAGCCUCUGGUGGAGCCUCUGGUGGAGCCUCUGGUGGUGCCUCUGGUGGAUCCUCUGGUGGAUCCUCUGGUGGAGCCUCUGGUGGAGCCUCUGGUGGAGCAUGGUGGAGCCUCUGGUGGAGCCUCUGGUGGUGCCUCUGGUGGAUCCUCUGGUGGAGCCUCUGGUGGAGCCUCUGGUGGAGCCUCUGGUGGAGCCUCUGGUGGUGCCUCUGGUGGUGCCUCUGGUGGAUCCUCUGGUGGAGCCUCUGGUGGAGCCUCUGGUGGAGCCUCUGGUGGAGCCUCUGGUGGAUCCUCUGGUGGAUCCUCUGGUGGAUCCUCUGGUGGAGCCUCUGGUGGAGCCUCUGGUGGAGCCUCUGGUGGAGCCUCUGGUGGAGCCUCUGGUGGAGCCUCUGGUGGAGCAUGGUGGAACCUCUGGUGGAGCCUCUGGUGGUGCCUCUGGUGGAUCCUCUGGUGGAGCCUCUGGUGGUGCCUCUGGUGGAUCCUCUGGUGGAGCCUCUGGUGGAGCCUCUGGUGGAGCCUCUGGUGGAGCCUCUGGUGGAGCCUCUGGUGGAGCCUCUGGUGGAGCCUCUGGUGGUGCCUCUGGUGGAGCCUCUGGUGGAGCAUGGUGGAGCCUCUGGUGGAACCUCUGGUGGUGCCUCUGGUGGAUCCUCUGGUGGAUCCUCUGGUGGAGCCUCUGGUGGAGCCUCUGGUGGAGCCUCUGGUGGAGCCUCUGGUGGAGCCUCUGGUGGAGCAUGGUGGAGCCUCUGGUGGAUCCUCUGGUGGAGCCUCUGGUGGAGCCUCUGGUGGAGCCUCUGGUGGAGCCUCUGGUGGAUCCUCUGGUGGAGCCUCUGGUGGAUCCUCUGGUGGAGCCUCUGGUGGAUCCUCUGGUGGAGCCUCUGGUGGAUCCUCUGGUGGAGCCUCUGGUGGAGCAUGGUGGAACUACAAGGGUCUAUUGA
This is a messenger RNA of Knipowitschia caucasica, 4002 nucleotides long. NCBI's taxonomy places the organism in Eukaryota, Metazoa, Chordata, Actinopteri, Gobiiformes, Gobiidae. The record is from the annotation of a GenBank genome assembly.